Messenger RNA from Nothobranchius furzeri (turquoise killifish), 3156 nucleotides. The record is from RefSeq and is a predicted model, not a curated record. Lineage: Eukaryota; Metazoa; Chordata; Actinopteri; Cyprinodontiformes; Nothobranchiidae.
AGACAACAUCAACACUGAGGCAAGGAGGAGGAGGGGGUCGCCUCUGCCUGUCCACCUUGGAGAAGCUGAAAGGCUUCACCUGCCUGGCUGCUGAGCCCCCCACGAGUCACAAUGACCCCCAGGAUGAAAUUAAAUCAGAUGGCUCUAGCAUGCCGCAUCAGCGUGAACGUACAAACACGUCAGCUCCACCAGAGGAGGAGCACGAGGAUGAAGAGCAGGACAUCAGACAGCAGGACAACUCGCUGCCGAUCGCCACAAACCCGGAGUUCUUUAUGUCAAAGUUUGCAAAGUCAGGAGGAGGAGGAGGAGGAGGAGGAGGAGGAGGAGGAAAGGUGUCAAUGCUAAGUCUCGCAUCUGAGUCCAGCGCCUCCUCCAGGCGCCCAAAGAGCACGCUCACUCCUCUAGAGCAGCAGGUCAUCCAGCUGAAGGAGCAGCACAAGGACGCCAUGCUGGCCGUGGAGUGUGGCUACAAGUUCAGGUUCUUCGGGGAGGACGCAGAGACUGCUGCCAAGGAGCUGAAUAUCACCUGUCACCUGGACCACAACUUCAUGACGUGCAGCGUCCCCACUCACCGCCUCUUCGUCCACGUCAGGCGGCUGGUCUCUCAGGGACACAAGGUGGGCGUGGUUAAGCAGACCGAGACGUCUGCGAUCAAGUCUUCAGGGUCUAACAGAAACACUCUGUUCACCCGUCGGCUCAGCGCCUUGUACACCAAGUCCACACUGGUGGGUGAGGACGUAAACCCGGUGGCCAGGCUCGAGGACGGGGACGAGGCGGGCUGCGCCGACGUGUCGGAUCCUCCUGAGGGCUUCCUGCUGUGCAUCAGUGAGAGCUGGGACAAACUGAAGAAGCAGCUCACCGUGGGCCUGGUGGCGGUUCAGCCCAGCACCGGAGACCUGCUUCUGGACUGUUUCCCCGACGGACCAUCGCGCUCUGAGCUGGAGAGCCGCGUUCUGAAGAUAAAUCCCGUGGAGAUACUGGUGCCCUCUGACCUCUCGGAUCAAACCCACAAGCUCCUGCUCAGCAUCUCUAAUGCCAGUUCUCAGGCUGAUGAUCGAGUUAGAAUAGAGAAGAGGGACAGCGCCCAGUUUGAGUUCUCUGCUGCAGUCGUCACGGUGGUCGGAUUCUUCGGCCACGCCCAGGAAGAAGACUCACGAUCUCUGUCGAGCGUAGCGUCCUUGGAGAGCCCAGUGGUCUGCUGCCUGGGGCCCCUCAUCCAGUACCUCCAAGAAUUCAAUUUAGAAAGAGUUCUGAGAAAUGAAAGCUCGUUCCAGCGGCUGUCCUGUGAAUCGGAGGGUGUGACACUCAACGCCACCACUCUCAGGAACCUGGAAAUACUCACCAAUCAGACUGAUGGAAGGGUAAAGGGAAGUCUGCUGUGGGUACUGGACCACACUCGCACGGCGUUUGGAAGGAGACUGAUGAGGAAGUGGGUCAGCAGGCCCCUCACAGACCUGCACUCCAUCAGUCAAAGGCAGGAGGCUGUGCAGGAAAUCAUGGAGUCCGACUCUCUAACGCUAAACUCUGUCAGAGCCUUGCUUUCACAUCUGCCUGACCUGGAGAGGGGCAUCUGCAGCAUUUAUCACAAGAAGUCUUCCACGCAGGAGUUUUACCUCGUUAGUAGCUGUCUUUCUCGCCUGGGGCUUGAGCUGCAGAGUCUCCUCCCAGCGAUCCGGUCACAGAUCAGUUCCCCGCUGCUCCGUAGCCUCCUGUUGGACACUCCUGACCUGCUGGCUCCGGCUCAUGGCUUCCUCAAGGUGCUCAAUGAGAAGUCGGCCAAGUCUGGGAAUAAGACGGAACUUUUCUCAGAUCUGUCUGGGUUCCCCGUGCUGCAGGAGAGAACGACGCAGAUCCAGAAGGUUCUCAGAAAGAUUCAAGAUCACCGUAAAGAUGUCGGGCUGGUGCUGAAGGCACCUGGGUUUGACUACACGACCGUCUCUGGACAGGAGUUCCUGAUUGAGGUGAAGAACUCGUCAUCAGUUGUUCCCCAUGACUGGCUCAAAAUCAGCAGUACGAAGGCGGUCAGCAGGUAUCGCUCUCCUCUUCUGGUCGACUGCUACAAGAAGCUACAGCAGCUCAGAGAGCAGCUGCUUCUCGACUGUCAGAGGGAGUGGACCAAUUUUCUGGACCAGUUUGGGGCGCACUACCACACCAUGAAAAGGGCUAUUGGUCACCUAGCAACCAUGGACUGUCUCUUUUCAUUGACUGAGGUGGCUAAACAAGGGGACUAUUGCAGGCCAGAAGUGUGUGAAAAUAAGCAGCAGAUUAUGAUCACCAACGGCAGACAUCCCGCUAUAGAUUUAUUGAUGGGAGAGCACAAUCAGUAUGUGCCUAACCAUACUAAAUUACAGGGUGACGGCAGGAGAACGAUGAUAAUCACCGGGCCCAAUAUGGGGGGCAAAAGCUCCUACAUCCGCCAAGUUGCCCUCAUCUGUAUCAUGGCUCAGAUUGGCUCGUACGUCCCGGCUUCGGAGGCCCGUGUGGGCUUACUGGAUGCGAUUUACACCAGAAUGGGAGCUUCAGAUAACAUCUACAAAGGGCGCAGCACGUUUAUGGAGGAGCUGAAAGAGGCCUCGGAAAUCAUUCGUCAAGCCACCGAGCGCUCGCUGGUCAUCCUCGAUGAGCUGGGACGAGGAACGAGCACUCAUGACGGGAUCGCCAUCGCCUAUGCCACCCUGGAGUACUUCAUCAGAGACGUGAAGUCUCUCACCUUGUUUGUGACCCACUAUCCUCCUCUCUGUGAGCUGGAGCAGCUGCAUCCUGAACACGUGACCAACUACCACAUGGCUUUCUUGCUUAACGAGCCCGACGUCUCAAGCGACACCGGCGAUGAAGAGGUGCAGCCAGAGUUCAUCACCUUCCUCUACCAGUUAACGGAAGGAGCUGCGGGGCGAAGCUACGGCCUCAACGUGGCUCGAUUGGCGGGUAUUCCAGAGCCAAUACUGCACACUUCUGCCCACAAGGCACACGAGCUGGAGAGCAUGGUCAACGCCAGGAGGAAAUCUAAGAAACUUCUCUCCGACCUUUGGAGCAUCUCCGACAAGCCGUCCCUCACAAAGUGGCUGCAGUCAAACUCUUGACAUCUGAGGGAUAUUUUCACCUAGAAUAAAAAAUGUGUUUGGUGAUUAAAUAAAGAAAAAUGUCAAAUGUUCUCUA